Molecule: messenger RNA, 2051 nt
Organism: Lates calcarifer (barramundi perch)
Lineage: Eukaryota; Metazoa; Chordata; Actinopteri; Centropomidae
Gene: prrg4
Product: proline rich Gla (G-carboxyglutamic acid) 4 (transmembrane)
Exons: 8
Coding region: 216-857 (213 amino acids)
Cellular component (GO): extracellular region
Molecular function (GO): calcium ion binding
Source: RefSeq, a predicted model, not a curated record
GUCCUCAAGUUUUCCCAGGUGAACGUGAUCGAUUGGUUGAGUCUGCGCAGGUAGUUAAGGAAGAACAGAGGCCACAACUGUUGGGAGUAAACAAAACCUUUCUCGUCGAAGGCUGGGACACGUACCUACCGCUCCUUCGGACAGCUUUCAUUUUGUUAGUGUUGAACUCUUCCCGUCAUUAUGUGCCACUUUUCAUCAUAGGUGCACCCAUCACCAUGUUGUUUCAUCUGUUUAUACUCCUUCAACUGCUGUCCUGUGGAGAGCUGGCCUGCACGAGGAGGCUACUCUCCAAACAUGAGCAAGACGAAGAAGUGUUUGUAGAUGAGGGGGGCGCAAAUUCGUUCCUGGGUCGCCAUUUGUUGUUCAACAGGUUUGACUUCGAAAUCUUCGUUCCUGGAAAUCUGGAGAGGGAGUGUUAUGAAGAAGUGUGCAAUUACGAGGAAGCGAGGGAGGUCUUUGAAAACACUCCGGCUACAGAUGCUUUCUGGAAGAAAUACACUGCAGAUAAGGACAAGCGCCCCACACGGGUUGAUGUGACGUCUCUUUUGGUGGGACUGAUCGCUGCUGGAGUUGCCGUUGUUAUUUUUGGCCUCCUGCUCUGGUAUUUCUGUCAAGGCAAAUGUAAGGAUGACUUCAGCCGUGCAAGCUCCAUUCGGGUCCGCCCGAGGAGGAGUAAUGCCUCUGUAAUAAUGCGACGGCUAGAAGAGGUGUCCUUACAGCCUGUAUCCCCACCCCAUAUGGAGGAAGUAGACCCCCCAGGACUGCCUUCCUAUGAGCAGGCAAUCGCCAAAAGUGGACAGCAUGACGCCCCACCUCCUCCCUAUCCUGGCUCACUACGUGGAAGUAUUCGCCGGUAGUAUGUCCAGGAAUCAGAAGCAGACAAUACAACUAACACUGACAUUUUGCUGCUCUGUUUAACAUUGUAUACCAUGUUCUUUCAAGAUUUAAAACAGUUCCUUUUGCCUUCUGUUAACUACUCUGAUUAGCAUUUCCUCUCUCCACUUUUUGGUCUUUUCUGGUCUGCUGGUGUAUCUUUUCCUUAGCAGUAUAAUCUUUUCUAUCCCCCCCCCAACCUCCUAGUACCAAGAUCUAGUUUCGUGGUAGCCUGUGCUAUUUUUUCAGUUGUGAUUAUGCUAUGGAAUAUAACCCCUACCCUGUGCUGAAUAAGCUUUAUAAUACAUUUUACCCAGUUUGCUGCUUUUUUAUCAAAAUGAAAAUGAAGAAUCAGUAAUGUGUUGGACAAGGGAGCUGUUGGAGGAAUAUUUAUUCUCUUAAGGAGCAGCUGUUUUCAAUAUAGUGUGUACAGGAGGGCUGAGUAGGAUUAUGUUUCAUUGCACAAUAAGUAUUAAUGGUAAUCACAGAGGGACAUGCUGAUUUGUAUUGGCAUACAGCUUUUUGUCUCUUUCAGUAGGAAUAUUAUACCAAGGAAACAACUUUUAAUGGCAUGAUGGUUAAUUUUGCCAUAAAUGAAAUUAAGGAUAACACAAGUCUUUUUGAUACACUGGUCUCAGAUUCUCUUUGAACUUUUAGCUAUGUAUCAACAACCUUUACUUUUUUAAUGAGCUGAUUUUCUUGCUGCUUUAUAAAGUUAUAGUGUGUCAGAAAAUGUAUUUUUGAGUCACCAAAUGAUGAGAAUGCUGUACUCAUAUGUGAAUUCAUUUUUAAUUUAAAUAUCUGCAUUGUAGUUAAUUAUUAAAUGAACUAUAAAUAGAUGGAGGGGGGAACUCUUCAACAGGAGUUAUACAACAUUUUAUAUUUACACGGAGGGAUGUUUUACAGUAAGACAAGAAAAUAAUAGCUCUGGUGAAUAUGAUGGUUGAAAAAUAUUUUACAGCUGUAGGAGAUGCAGCACGACAGUUUGUUCAAUGUGUGUAACAGUGCCACUCACUUAACUGUAGUUAGAAUGAAAAACCUUUACCAAAGUUUUAUAAUGGCAUGAGAAUUUACUGAGAGCUGUUUUGUUGAAGCUGAUCUGAAGCAUGAUUACUUGAAAUGAAAAUCUUGUACAGAUGUUUUAAAUAAAAUGGAUAUUUUAAUUAUUUUGAGUCUCA